AUGGCUAUGGCGUCGCCUGCGAAGCUGGACUCGGAUCCAGCGCAUGUAUGGAAGCAGGACUCCAUUGAGGAGCGAAUCUUCGCCGCCGCGCUGGUGUGUCUCGAGGGUCACUACAUGCAGUCGCCCGUCAUGGGACCUCAGUCCAUCACCAAAGUCAUGAGCAUCAUCUCAAAAACCCUCGAGAAGACACACACCUUCAAGGAUGUGAGAGAAGUACUAUCUAAGAACCUGAGGGUCUGGAUAUGGCUGCGGAGGGCCAUCUCCGCAGCCAUAUGUGAUCUCAAUGAGAAGUCGCUGGGGGUGCGAUCAGAACCGCAUGUGCCAACCAAGUUCAUCGAUAUCACCACUCCAGAAGUCACCGCUCUGAUCAUCAAGAACUAUGCGCCCCUCAAAGAAGCAUUGCAGAUGCUCAACAAGCUCAUGCACAUUGCACGGAACUUGCUCGUCAUCACCAACCCCGAGGUGCCGCAGGACUUGUCAGCAGCCAUUAGAUUCGAUCACGAGGUCUACGAAGCAAUAUGUCUCUGUGUCAAUGUCACCAGCAAGGGCAUCGAUGGCGAAAUGCCAGAAGAUGAUGCCUCGAGGGUGAAACUCAACGAGAUCACCGAGCUCUACAAGAAGGUCCUGGUGACUUCCCUGCAGCAAGCCCACAACUGGAUCGCCAAAAACGACCGGAAUAAGACGAUGUUCUGGUACAAGGUGUUGAUCGAGUCCCCAGACGUUGAAACCUGUCAUGAUACAGUCACUCGGCAUGAAGGUGUCCUAGAAUGCGUGGGUCCCAGGUUUAAGUCGCUGCGAGACGAGAUAUCCAACUGGCUCAAGUUGAAUUCGAAGAUGUGCCUUACUGCGACAAAGAUAUGUAAGGAGUAUUUCAUGGCUAAAGUCAAUGCUCAAGAAGACGCGACGAACAACCCAUGGUUAUCCUACUAUGACAACAACCUCGCCUGGAAUUGGGACCCCCUACAUAGCGUCGAGCGUCACGGAACACACAACUUCAGACACAAAUACCCGGAUGAUUGGCAUCCAGAUGACGACGUCAAGUUCACCCAGGACAAAAACUACCGCCGUGUAUCCCAUGAACUUGAUGAAUGGUGGGAUGCCGCACGCUGCCCGAACCGGACCAACCCAGGCAAUAGGAUAUACCCGAUCGACUUUGUUCCUGGUCGGAUUAAGGAGUGUGAAGCAAACCUCAUGCAACGCUAUGCCGCAGCCGAACCCCCAGAUGAUCCAGGCGAACCAGGCGAUCCAGGCGAACCAGGUGAUCCGGGCGAUCCAGGUGAUCCAGGUGAUCCAGGUGAUCCAGGUGACCCGGUCGAUGCGGUCGAGCAGGGCAUGGACGAAGGCCACAACCACGAAUGGCAAAACCUAGCACCACAGGCGACUCCGAAUUUCGCGCCAGAAUAUGACGAGUACGAAGAGGAAGCCGACGACGACGACUCCUACGGGGAGGGGCCAAUGACUGGUCUACUCACCGAAGUACCCAACAUCCUGGAUCCUAAGCAGAUCGAGGCGUUGCAUAUGAUUGUCAAGUCCUGCAUUCUAGAUUCAGCAGGAUCAGGCGGAAGCAUAUGGGGUGAGAACCUACAGCAGACGCGAUGCCGUAUUUUCCUUGCUACGGAUUGUGGCAAGAAUCUCUUCAGGGAGAUGCUUGUUUUCAUCGCAGUAUGGGAGAAGGACGAGCAGUCUCUCAUUUUCCAGAUCAGCAGCCAGAUUGUCCAGGCUAUUCACGAUAGCGCCCUCAUAGAAUACGCCUGGAACGCGAUCCGGAGCCCGAAGGACAUCAUCUCACCAGCGCAGACCGUCCUACUUCGUCUCAUCACCUACCUCUCCCGCACGGCCUUCUUCCCGUCUAAGAACUACAAACCCAUCCCUGACCCGGUCGAGACCGAGGAUUGGGAUGAGCUCCUGUUGGAUGAAGUCCAUCGCCUCAGGUCGAUGCUCAACUUCUUCUGUGGCAUCUUCCGCAGCCGCAUCGUACCGGAAUGUGUCGCCUUGAUGCAAAUCCAGGGCGAGGUCCGCAAGAACCGACUAGACCCGGCGGAUUUCCCGGUAGACAAUUGGGACCUCGAACGGGCGAAGGAUGGCCUGGUCCAGUACCUCGAUUUCCUCUACACCAUCGCCGAUAUCCAUCCUCUCCGUCAACACCUCAUCGAGUACGAGACCGUCUACGAACUACUCAAGCUCCUCGAGGGCCUCGACGUCGGCGUCGAAAAGGCUCCCUUCGCAGGCGCCCGCCGCAACAACGUCCCCCCGACACCCUCCACCUCAACAUCGACCCCGCAAACCUCCUCUUCAUCCCACCCCCCUCCACCGCCGCCUCCGCCUCCUCCCCUCUCCGACCCGCCCCACGAGUUCCCCUGGUCCGGCAUCAAAGGUCAGGUCCUCUCGAUCCUGGCCGCCCUCCUGCAGCCGCCGCCGGGCCAGUCCUCGCCCGGCAACCCGACGGUGCAGAUGCAGAUCGUGCAGCACAACGGCAUCGUGGCGCUGCUCAACUGUUGCUUGUACGACGACAACAACCGCUUCUGCCGCGAGCGCACGCAGCUGUGCCUCAAGUGGCUGAUGGACGGCUCGCCCGACGCCUCGGCCUUCCUGCAGAACCUGGUCAACGCGAACCAGGGGCCCGCGACGCGCCCGCCCGCCGGCGCCGGGAGCGUCACGCAGACGGUGCGCGUCGACGGCGUGCCCGGUGAGGUCAAGGUCCAGGUGCGGAGCUCAAGCGCGCCGGCUGGCGAGGUGGGCGAGGUCGGUGGCAGCAGCAGUAACAGCGGUGGUGGUUUAAGCGCGGGUGCCGGUCCCAGUACCAGUACCAGUACCAAUGCCAGUGCCGGAGCUGGGAGUCUGAGUCUUCGGACGAGGUUAGAGGAGAACAAGAGCCGGAGCGAGGAGCUGGUCAAUGACCUCCUGGCUCUGACGAUCGUGGACGAGGCGGGGCGGCUGGCGGACGCGCGGGACGAUGACGAGACCGAGGAUGACGAGUUUAUGUGA
Anthostomella pinea is the source of this 2985-nucleotide messenger RNA. The record is from the annotation of a GenBank genome assembly. Lineage: Eukaryota; Fungi; Ascomycota; Sordariomycetes; Xylariales; Xylariaceae.